AUGACCGAGGAGCCAAGCACGUUUCCUAGCAUCACAACAGACAUUCAUGAACCAAAUGACAAUGUAUUGCAGAGAGCCGAAAAGACCCCGUCUCCAACAAAACCGAAUAGUCUAGGAUUGCAGCUCAAUUCCACAAGUUCUCUCGGCUCAAAGAGGAGCCCACGCCAGUUCAAAGUACAAAGUGCUUUUGAAACGUCUAGCGUCGGCGAUAAGGACAAGGAAAAUCAAAACUCACAAGGUCCAACUGCUCAGCCGGUGCGGAAAACACCAUUGCCCAAGUCAAAAGGGUUGAACAUCUUUGCUGUGUCGUCAAGUGUUUCACAGGGCUCUGAGACCCCGCUUGCAAACUCAAGCGAUUACUCGAGAGGCACUGGCUCGACACAGCUGCACCACCGCAAAAGAUCGUCAACUUUACUCCUGCAGCUGCCCUUGCCCUUGCCCCUAUUAUCCGAAGCAAGCGACUCGGAGCUGUACCAGGAACCUCCACUGAGCGCCCACAACAAGAGAUACUGCGACUUCAAGUAUGAUAUACCGAUGCCGCUGCAGAAGGAGUUGUUGAAUAUGAACAUUGACGAACAAUUACGCGUCUUGGCACUAAAGGAAAUGUGCCUCGUGGAAAUCAAGGACCAGAUCCAAAAUUUGAACACCAAAUUGAGCAGCCACGAAGGUGAAUUGCACCACUUGAGGGAGAUUAUCCAAAAAUCCUUGUACCAGGAGAUUGGUGGCGCAGCAAGCAAUUCGUCUGCGGGGACAACCUUCCUGAGAGAGAGGACCGAUAGCAAUCCACAUGACCAAGCAAUCGAGAGCUUAAAAGCAAAGAGGAGAUCACUGUCGAUAAAUGCUCAGGACGUUGAGCACUUGCAAGAGCCCGCACCCCAACCAAACUCUGAACAACGAACAUCGAAAUUCUGGGGAGGAUUAUCAAAGCCUUUCAACAUGCUCCAGCAGUUGGACAAUCUUAUCCAAAACGAGUUUGAAAAAUCGUUGGUUUUGGACAAUAAAGUACGCGAUCACAACAGGGACAGCACCGCUAGCUAUAAGCCUCGUAAUUCCGAGGACUCCGUGAAUAGCAUUGGAUCGAUAUCAUCGCCCCUUCAUUCAAAAUCGUCAAAUACACACCGCGAGAAUAGACACGAGAGGCAAGAGAGACACGACAAAAAAUCCGAGGAUAUGCUACAGUCUGUCUCGUCUUCGAUCUGGUCGUUCGUCAACGAGGUCAAAACCAACGUGCUAUCUUCUCUAAACGAAGACGAGAUAGAUGCAGCCAACUACCGCAACUCAAAACAACUGCAUACACCCAACAAAAACGGCACCGCUGGCGGGUUGCCGAAUACCCAAGCUAAACAACCUCCCGAGCUGCAAACAAACGGGGAUAACGAGUUGUUGAUAAACUUUAACGACGAAGGAAAUGAUCAACUAGUUGACAUGGGUGACGAACGGAGCAAAUAA
Molecule: messenger RNA, 1449 nt
Organism: Lodderomyces beijingensis
Lineage: Eukaryota; Fungi; Ascomycota; Pichiomycetes; Serinales; Debaryomycetaceae
Source: the annotation of a GenBank genome assembly